GUUUUAAAGACAGGACCUGACUGCCUUUCCCGGUCCGCUCCUCAUGCUUGAAAUAAACAGGAAGCUGAAGCUAACCCAAACAACUCCUCCGUAUGUAAGAAACAGCGCAGAAAUAUCGUGUUUUAUUGCUUUUUACACACGCGUGUUUAAUUCGAGGCGGGCAUGCUGCUGUUCUGCCCAACCUGUGGGAACGUGUUAAUCGUGGAGGAGGGACAGCGGUGCAUGAGAUUUGCGUGUAACACUUGUCCUUACGUUCACAACAUCACGAGAAAGGUCAAUAACAGAAAGUAUCCAAAGUUAAAAGAGGUGGAUGAUGUUCUUGGUGGAGCUGCAGCGUGGGAGAACGUGGACUCGACGGCAGAAACUUGUCCCAAGUGUGGACAUGCUCGGGCGUAUUUCAUGCAGAUUCAGACGAGAUCAGCAGACGAGCCGAUGACGACGUUCUACAAAUGCUGCCACAUACAGUGUGGACAUCGAUGGAGAGACUGACACUUUUGCACUUUGACAGUUUUCAUGCACAUAGGCUGUUUUUUUUUUAGAGUUGAUUUAUGAGAAAUAGGCUCCACUGGUUGUAAAAAAUACUUUUCCUUUCUCUGUGUGCGUCAGCACUAGAGGUUGACCGAUGUGGCUUUUUUCCAAGAGGCGAUGCCGAUUUAGUUUUUUAGAAAUCAGGGCAGCUGAUGACUGAUAAUUGAUGCCGGUUUUUCCCCACCCCCAUAAAUUAAUUUAACCACUACCUAAUAUAAUAUGUUUUAUGAUGACAAAUAACAGCAAAACCUGACUUCAGUUACCAACAAAACUAAUGGUCAGUACAGCAAUGGCAUUUUUAGUAGAAAAAAGGUAUAAAUUACAAGAAACAGGCCAUCGAAAAACAAACCAAAAUGAAUCAGUUUCAGCAAAGAACCAGCUUGUUUUAAUUAUAAAAAAAACAAGACUUGCUGAUUAAUUGUUUAAUCAAAUAAUCAUUGCAACCCAAAUAAUAAUUACUAAAAAUGUCAACUAUCAGCCCAACCAGUUAAUCGGUCUACCUCUAGUUGGCACAGACACAUUUCCUAAAAUUACUGUACAUGUAGCAUAAAAUCCAAAUAAAAUUGUGUCAAUGACAAAGAAACAAUCCUUCAGACUUUUAUUGAUAAAAUAUUACCUGUAUACAACCGUCAAACAAAUUUUGACUUACAUAGUUUAAUACAUAUCACAGACAUUUAGAGAGCAGUGCAGACCAGCAUUAUCCACAACAAUGGCAUAAUAUACAGUACUUGGUAUUAAAACUUCAUUGCAGAGUGGACCUUCUUACAGAGUUUAUCUCACUUCCAGAGAAGAAGAAGAAAACACACACAGAGUUAAGGAUCUAGUUAGUGUUAAUUAGUCAUUUCAAUGAGUGGCUCAUGCAGACAAACUGCACAUGAAUGACUGAAGGUGACUGGCAGGUUAGACAUGCUGUGGUGGAACAAUGUCUAUUUAUUUUAUUUUAUUUAUUUUUUUGCAAUAUAUCGGGUAACAGUCGUUAAUUUGAAGCUUAUUCUCGGCAGAAAAGUUUUACCCUAUUUCAUAUUUAGAUUAGUCAACAGAUGUCUUACUUUGCUAUGUAACAUGCAUCUACGCAAUGCAGUGAUUCUUAAAGGGCUGAUGUCGAAUUAAAUAGGUGAUGAUGGUUUUGUCUACUAGUGUUUUUUAUUUUAAAACUAGGUACUUGGAUGGGCAUUUCUCGCAAAAAGAAAAGCUAUUCGAGUACUAACUGUAUUGUGUGAGUUAGUGAAAGAGAUGCAGGCUUCACAGUGUAUUGAGCUAACAAGAUGCAUUCAAAGACCCUGGUAAAUUCCACCACUUCCAAACCUUUGUACAUUUAAUCACUUCUGCAAACGCAGGUGAAGUCAACUAACUAGGCUGACAUUUAUUUUAAGUCUUUUCAAUAUAUUUAGAGUAGUCACAGUAACUGAUCGACUUUUUUUAUAAUCAAUCAUGCCCAUCGGCAUGAGGUACCAGUUCGUCAUAUAGCGGCAGCAAAAACAUGGAAAGAAGCGUUGUUUCAAUCAUUUAAGGAUCAGGUAUCGAGUCAGAAGUAUCGCUUACGUGCCUUUCUUUCUACCUUAGCCUUAACAACAUCUGGCCACAUGAGAGAGAGUGAUCGUGAAAACGGGAUUUACACGGAAGGACACGGACAACAGACGAUGUGCAAUCUUUUACUUGUGAAAUGAUAUAGAGUUUUUACCCAAUUUUGAAAUGAAUAAUUGAUUUUUCGUCUAAGUGUUGUCGUGUUGUGAUUUAACAUUUUGGUUGGAAGUUUAAAAUGGGCCGGGGAAGAUUCUAACAUUUGGGAAUCCCUGGUACAGAAGAUGGAACACAGUGACAUGUAGCAUUUUUCUUAAGCUUUCUUUACACACAAGACUUUAACAACAGCCAUCUUUAAACCACUCAGAGUACGACAUAGGACCACCCUUUAGCCUCCAACAAAGAAAUCGCCACCAGAGUUUCACGUUUGGCCAUCUUUCGUCAGGGACGACACAAAAUUGGACAAUAUACCAGGCAUAAAGGCAGGUUUAAAAAUUGGACAAAAACCCUCAUAUCCAAAGUAAAAUGUGUAUUGAAACCAAACUAAAUCAAGACCAUUUCCAGAAUCUUAGUCGAUUCUGGAAAUCACGAGUGAAACGGAGCCCUCGUAGAAACGUGUAGCUAAAGGACGCAAGAUCACUGACGAGACGCACCGUCUGUCGUGUCCACUUCAACACUGCGAUAGUCAAAAUAAGUGCAUGUAUAGAAAAAUUCACUGAGCAAGCAACAAACCAAGUGAGUCAAAAAAUCCCACGCUGCCUUUCCUUGGUUAAACUUUAUAAAUUGUAUAUUUUUACCUCAGACGAACAAUUGGCCGAGGUUGAGAGGUUUUAACAUCGGAAAAAGGUGAAUUUCAACUUAAAGUGCAAAUGUUAGCUUGAUUCUCAAAAACAAAAGCAGAGCAUAGAUGGAGAUUAAAAAAAUAAAACUGAAAAAUUAACAGGUAACAGGACGAGGCAGUGAAUAGUUAUGUAUGUAUGAAAAUGUGAGAGUCACAUGCUGAUGUGUCAGACUCAAUCCUCCACUGCUGUCGCUGCAUUAAAAGAGUUCACAAACUUGUACAAUCAAUGCCAAGAUACAGUGAAGCUGCUGGUAUGAAUGGAUGAAUCCCAGUGUCUUUUCUUUUUUGUUUUUUAACGUUUAAUACUUAUUUUUUGUGAUCUGUAAAAUACACUCAUCAGGAUGAAAAUUGCUCACAUUCAGAGGGACCGCGACAGUAAAAGGAAAAUUAAAAAAAACAUGUCUGUUGUAGUAAUGAGGAAAAUGUUCACAGUUCUCAACAGAAACAAAAACAAAAACAUUAUU
Solea solea (common sole) is the source of this 3354-nucleotide messenger RNA. RefSeq names its product polymerase (RNA) III (DNA directed) polypeptide K (gene polr3k). Gene Ontology annotation, cellular component: RNA polymerase III complex. Gene Ontology annotation, biological process: DNA-templated transcription; termination of RNA polymerase III transcription. The record is from RefSeq and is a predicted model, not a curated record. NCBI's taxonomy places the organism in Eukaryota, Metazoa, Chordata, Actinopteri, Pleuronectiformes, Soleidae. Bases 163 to 489 code for a protein of 108 amino acids. The transcript has 3 exons. Gene Ontology annotation, molecular function: DNA-directed RNA polymerase activity; nucleic acid binding; zinc ion binding.